Messenger RNA from Rhodamnia argentea, 4877 nucleotides. Its product is annotated as ABC transporter G family member 36-like. The record is from RefSeq and is a predicted model, not a curated record. Gene Ontology annotation, molecular function: ABC-type transporter activity; ATP binding; ATP hydrolysis activity. The transcript is spliced from 11 exons. Lineage: Eukaryota; Viridiplantae; Streptophyta; Magnoliopsida; Myrtales; Myrtaceae. Gene Ontology annotation, cellular component: membrane. The coding region runs from base 30 to 4877 and encodes 1615 amino acids.
AAACGCUCCAUCUUUCCAUAGCCGAAAAAAUGGCAAACAAUUCUCCGGUGAGCCCGCAGCCGAACAUGAUGUGGUGGGCACAAGAAGGCAGCGCCACGAACAACGUCGAUGCGCAGAGGCCCUCCUUCCCCAGUGAGCACACGGUGAGAAGCGACGCCGCCAGCGUGAUCACUUUGCCAGCCCCGGGGAGCGCAGCCCCGAUGACGCCCGUGACUCCCCGCGGGGCAGCGAGGUUCUUGGGCCGGUCGUCCCCAGACGUGCGGAGGAAGAUAGAGAGCGCGUCGCCCAAGACCGCGAGGCAAGUGGCGCUGAGGAUGUACGAGAGCUUGAAGAGGAACGGUUUGAGGAGCGAAGCUGGAAGAGCGUUUGCCGGAGACGUCGGAGGCGACAUGGAAGAGAUCAGAGACGAAGGAGAUGAGAGCGCGAGGAAGAAGUCGGAGGAGCUUAUGGGAAUGGAGUACUUGCUGAAGGAUGGUUUCGUGAGUUAUUUGCGGGACAUGGCCAAGAUCACACCCCCUAUCCCGCAGCAGGUGGUUCGGUUCUUCGGCAUUAGAUAUUCCAGAAACUGCGAAAUCUCCUCGGGAGGCUAUGCAACCUUCGGGAACAAAUUGAUGGGAUGCCUCCUUGGGCCAGUCAAGACUAUACUUCAGAGAAAAAGCUCGAUUUUGAUGCGUGUCCUGGAGGGAGUGGACGGGUACAUCAUGCCGGGCUCGAUGACUCUGUUGCUAGGACCUCCAGGAAGCGGAAAGAGCACCCUCCUAGAAAUCCUGGCAGGCAGAGCUAAAGUAACUCCAAACUCAAGUUUGGAAGGCUCAGUGAUGUACAACGACAAAUCCGUCACUGAUAUAUGCCUUAGCAGAUUCAUUGCGUACGUUAAUGGCCAACUUAACGAACACAUUCCAUUUUUAUCGGUUAGAGAGACACUUGAGUUUGCAAGGGAUUGCACCCAGGGUCUCCGGCCAGAGAACUUCACUCCUCAGAUGAGGAAAUUCUUUGCACAUGCACUUGUGGAAGGACAAGAUCCGUUCCUGGAAUAUGUUUUAGCAAUUCUAAGUUUGAAGGAAGUCGAGCACAAGCUCACCGGAGAAGGCUUCUCCGAUUUUGAUCGCCAGAAGCUCACAACGGCUGAAUUGGCACUCGGAACAUACUCCGUCAUGAUUUAUGACCAACCAUUUUCAAGUUCUGAUCUCACAGCCACCUACGACCUGGUGGACACCCUACGCACCAUCAGCAGAAUUGAGCAAUCAUCUGCAAUUGUGUCGCUGACCCAACUCUCCCAAGGGAUAUUCGAUCUUUUCGACCGAGUUAUACUGCUGAGCAAUGGCCAUGUUCUCUUCCAAGGCACUCGCCAUGACGCCAUCCCAUACUUCACGAAACUCGGGUACAUAAAACCAUUGCUUGUGGAAUCAAAUGAAUUUCUUGAAGACAUAGCAGCUGGAGAUGGGUCCAAGUAUGUGGCACCAGGAGCGACAUCCUUGACUCUAGAGGAGCUUAUUGAGUGCUACAACGCUUCAGAUCACCACAAAGACAUACUGAGGAUUGUGCAUGAAGAUGAGGUAAAGCAUACCUACUGGGUAGAGAGCGAGCCGGGACUUGGGUUGAGUCUCAAGACACCAUCUAAGUACCAUUGCACAGUGGAUGUGCAGCCGAGAAAAGAGACAGAAUUGGUGGUUGCCAAGCUAUCAAGCAAAAUAGGGCAUUCAGGGGGAAUUGAAAGCACCGGAAGAGUUCAGGUCGGGGAUGUGGUGACUGCGAUAUCCAUAAACAACGAUGAGAUGCAAUAUCUCUCAGUUAGACCCCAAAAGAUGCAACAUGAGCGAUCCUCACACGUAUACUCCAUGCUAAAGCAAGCAAGAGGCCAUAUCCGUCUCCAAGUUGAGCGUUACAAAGAAGAGGAAGAUGAGUACCAAGCUCAAUGGAAGCAAUUCCAGAGGCCGUUCGUCCAGACAUGGUGGAAAUCUACUCAAACACUCAUCAAGAGGCAAAUCAAGAUCACGAAGAGGCUACAUGCUUUUAUUAAACUGAGGCUUUUCCAGGCAAUUGUACUGGGCUUAUUUGCGGGAACACUAUUCUACAAGCUUGGCGGCAAUUACAACCAACAGCAGAUGAACUCAGUAAGGGCCCUUGGAUUCGUAUCCACCAUGAGCAUUACGCUCAUAAAUUUGGUGCAGCUUCCUCUGUAUUUGCUCCAGAGGCCAACCUUCUACAAGCACAAGGCUCAGAGAUUUUACAGGGUCUCCUCAUAUGUCAUCGCCCAUUGUGUAGUCAACCUACCGCAGACCCUAAUAGAAGCAACAGCAUAUACAGUUAGUGUCUAUUUCCUGGCUGGGCUAUCAUCAACAGGAAAUGGAGCACCAUUUUUCCAGUAUUUACUGCUCUUAUUCUUGGUCGCGUACUUUGGAUCGUCGGUAUUUUUCUUUCUCAGUGCCAUUUCCGCGAUCCCAGAAGUUGGGAAUGCCCUGGCAGGCCUACUAGUUUCAAUCUUCCUGCUGUUCAGUGGUUUUGUGAUUUACCCAUCCAAUGUGCCGGUAUACUGGAAAUGGCUAGUCCAGGUGAACCCAAUCCACUGGGCCAACGUAUUAUUUUGCAGGAUUCAAUUUCAAAAUGACUAUCAAGAUCCUUGCUCCAGUUACCAAAGCCAGCUUGCCUUCUGCGAUCAAUUCCCUAACAUGACCGUUGGAAAAGUGUACCUCGCAUUCUAUCAGCUAUCUGAAGAUGCCGAAAAGCGCUGGCUACCUUACAUCGUUCUUAUUGGGUGGACUUUCAUCGCCAACUUCCUCGGAUUACUAGGGCUAAAGAGGAUAGAAUUCACAGGACCCAGCCAAUCCUUGCCCUCUAUCAGAUGGUCGCCGACAAUCAGAAACCUUAAAGAGGACAUGGAGAGUGGUUUUCAGUCACUGGAAAGUCCCAAUGGACAAACCGAUAGUUUCAAAGCUUCCAGAUACUCUGGACGACAAAGAUACGGAAAAAUAAGGGACAACGGCGGAGUUGAAAAAUGGAUAGAGGAGUUCAGGGUUGAUAUGGAGAAGAAUGGACCAGGCAUUCCACUAGAGCCAAUAACUCUCCUUUUUGAGGAUCUAUCAUUCAUGAGGUACGAUGAAGACAUGGAAGAGGGUACUUCAAUUUUCAGCAACAUCACGGGUUACGCUAGGCCUAGGAACAUGCUUGCUUUAAUGGGCGGUUCGAAAGGAAGUCAAUCUACUCUUCUGAAAUGCCUGGCUGGGAGGGCACCUUCAAUUGGCAGCCUCAAGGGCAACCUCCAGGCAAAAAGUUGGCAAAAGGGUCCUGCCUAUUCUAGACUUAUUGGCUAUGUAGAGAAGCUCGAUGCACACCAACCUUAUCUAUCAGUGCGUGAGACCCUUCAUUUCAGCGCUGCACUCCGUCUUGGUCAAACAAUCGGUUCUGGGAAUUGUCGCAUCCAUGUGGAGCUAGUCCUUGACCAACUUGAUCUAUUGCCUUACUCAAAUCAACUAGUUGGUUCCCUUGGUGAUGCUACUGGGAAAACAUUUGAGAUAGCCAAAAAGAUAACCAUUGCUGUUGAACUAGCUGCUAAUCCAAGUAUUCUCUUUCUCGAAGAACCGGUAUCAGGACUGGACAGCAGAGGUACGUCAAGUAUCCUCAACAUUCUAUCUCAAGUUUCCAAUUCAGGGCGUGUUAUUGUUGCCACUUUAGCACACCCUAAUGCUCGCACACUUGAUUUCUUCGACUUGGCCCUAAUUUUGACACAUGAAGGGCAGCAAGCAUUCUUUGGCCCAAUCGGACCCGACUGCAGUGACCUGCUAGAUUAUUUCUUAUCAGUUCCAAAAUUUCCCUGGUAUUCCAAAAGAGCGAGUCCAGUUGGUUUUGUCAUGGCAACUCUCGGAUUAGGCAUAAAAAGGAGAGCGGCACCAAUGAUAAAUUUUGCAGAGGCCUACCAAGCUAGUUCCCUGCAUGAAGUGAACAACAGAGAAAUUCGCAGCAUAAAGAGUUUAACUGAGGAUAGGAAUUACAUGGUUUCGUCUUCUGUUUAUCCUGCUCCACACACACUGCAAGCCAUAAUGGUACUGCUCAGAACUCAAAGAUUCCUGUGGAGAAAUGUACAAUACACAUUUGGCAGACUAACUGGGUGCAUCAUGAUUGGUCUUCUCAUGGGUUCCCUAUAUUGGAAGAUUGAAUAUGAGGACGUAUAUGGCCUGACUUCGCGCUCGCUCUAUAUAUAUAUGCAAGCAAUUCUCAUAGGAGUCAUAUCAGCAAAUAAUGUCAUUCCUCAGAUUGGCACAGACAGAUUAGUGUACUUUAGAGAGAAGAGGGCAGGGAUGUACCAUCCUAUCUUUUAUCCACUGUCGUGGGCACUGGCAGAAAUUCCGUACUUCUUCAUUGCAACACUCACAUUAGCAGGAAUCGGGAAUGUUAUGGCUGGAAUUGGAACUGGUUCCAUCCAUGAGUUCAUGAUGUACUGGACUGUGCUCUUUGUGUUCACAAUUUGCAUGACAUACUUCGGAAUGAUGAUCACUUUCCUAGCACCAGUGCCUACACUGGCUGCAUUUGCUGUGUCGAUUGUGACAUCACUUUGGGUUUCGGCUUCUGGAAUAGUCGUUGUGCUAUCAGACAUAAGGUUCUACCGGUGGAUGUAUUGGAGCAACCCUUUCCAAUAUGCUAUGAAUGUGAUGACUUCAAUCAGUUUCUACUGCAACACUAAAGAGUGCGCAUCAGAUUGCAGUUGCCCAAAACUGCCAGACGGUUCUUAUGUAUGGGAUAGGUUGGCUUCGGUGAGAAGUUUGAGCUAUGACAGGACAGGAACCGACAUGGCCAUCUUGUCCGUGAUGUCCCUCUUAUUUGCUUGCCUGGCCUUCCUCUUCUUUGUCGUCCUGAAGCACAACUCGCCCCCUCAAAUGUAG